Molecule: messenger RNA, 3280 nt
Organism: Bacillus rossius redtenbacheri
Lineage: Eukaryota; Metazoa; Arthropoda; Insecta; Phasmatodea; Bacillidae
Gene: mRpL40
Product: large ribosomal subunit protein mL40
Exons: 5
Coding region: 164-760 (198 amino acids)
Cellular component (GO): mitochondrial ribosome; mitochondrial large ribosomal subunit
Source: RefSeq, a predicted model, not a curated record
AUUGUUAUUGUUUAGAGCGACCUGUUUCACUUUUAUUUAUAUUUUCUACUUUCUAUGGAAAUUUUGUAAUUAUAUUUCCGAAGUAAUACCAUAGACUUAGCUUUCUUUUAAUGUUGAAUGAUGUAUGUUUGAAAAAUAACUGAUAGUUUUAAUUAAAAAUAAGAUGAACUUUCGACUUAUUUCAUCUGUAACAAGAUUACAUGUCAGCUCAUUAUUACCGAGGAAUUUUAUGACAAAUUCAAGUCCAUUGUUCUUCAAAACUACAGAGUGUAUGUUUGCUGAACCACUCAAGAAGAAGAAAAGACUUGAUCCAGCAAUAAUAAAGCACAGAGAGGAGCGAAAGCGUAAGAAGUUAGAAAAGCAGAUACGACGGCUCGAGAGAAACGCAAGGCAGUUGAAGCCUAUCGAUGAAUUGGAAGUGCCUCUGAAACUCAUAGACCAGAAGGAGCAACGCACCAGAGUGCUCCCCCCGCUGUCGGACUCGGAGCUGGAGGAGAGGGUGCUGCUGGAGAAGGAGUGGUGUCGGUACAAGCUGUCGCAGCGCUUGAAGGACCUGCAGAUAAUAGACAGGCUCCUGUUCAGUCAACAGAAGGCUUUGAGUGAGCUGCGCAGGGAAUCUGAAGAGCUGUAUCAGGCAGCAAUCCAGAUCGACCCAAGUUUGAUUCCAUUCAAGGCGAAGGGUCCAGUGAGAACUCCUCCUAUCAAAGGAUAUGACAGCCCAGAUGGAGAAUAUGUUGAUGUGUCAAAGAAAUGGGAAUAAUAUUUCUUGAUCAGUUACACCAAAUAAUAUUUAGUUUGACUUUUUUAUCCCCCCCACCCCCACCCCUCCUGCACUAGUGGAUUUCUAUUAUGUUAUGUGUUUAUUUCAAAGGACAUACGAGUAUAAACCCUUCAAAAUUCGUUGCUAGGAAAUCCUGGAGAGUACUUUGCUGUUGCUUCAUCAUUCCCAGCAGUAAGUAGUACAUUCCAAGAUGCAGUUGUUACCAAAUGAGUCUUUGGAGUACUACUAGCAUUUAUGUAUUCUAAUUUUAAUAUUUGUAGCAUAGAAAAUAACCAUAUUGUAAGCUUAGAAUGAAAACCUUAUAUUGCAGAAAUCACAAACUGCACAGAUUUUCCUGGUUUUUUUCACUCAACAUCGUUAGCAUGUUUUCCUUUUUACCACUCCAGAGCAUAACACAUACAUUAUUAUUGUUCUUUUGGCUGACAAGUAGUUGAGAUACAAAAUUUUCUACCUAAUUAUUUGAAUAUAUGAGAUAAGAAGUAUACAUUCUAAGCCGAUGAUAUAAACGAGUGAUUACAGAACACCAACACAUGGAGGAUAGAAGUGUGAAUAGAAGGGUUAAUAAGAGGCUCAAGUUAGUAAAUUCAUCCUCAAAAAGCUCUUAUCAUGCAUAGUAAAAAGCAUGUAACUGCCAGGUAUCCAAAAGUGACAGCUUUAAGAUUGUUAAACUUUCAUGAAAUUCAUGAAAUUCUCAUCUUAUUCCCCCCCCCCCCCCCUUUUUUUUUUAUCAAUACAUGUUAUGUCUUGAAUAAUGAAUAUAUUGAGUUGGAUUGGUUUAAAUAUCAGUUAAUUGACUCAAAAUGUGCCAUAAAAAAAAAGUUUGUACUUUUCAAUCUUGUCAUUCAGUUUGUGUAUAGCCCGUCCCACUCUUAGAUUGCAGUACACGGCUUAUGGCGCGCGCUGUUGCCAAAUCUCUAACACAUUACGAAUUUCAGGAGAUGCGUGUCUUUGUAAUUUGGAUCGAACAAGAAGCAUUUUAAGAAAUCAUAUCGUAAUUUAUAAUAUUUUAUACUAUUACACAUAUAAAUUUGUAAUAAUGCCACUUUUAUGUAAAUUUCAAAUAAAAACUACCUAUUGUAGACGAAAUUUUCUUAUAGUUUUCUUUUCUGUUCUAAAAAUCCCAUAUAUAUAUAUAUAUCACAUUUUCAUGGGCCCGAUAAAUGCCGUAUUUUUGGACAAGUCAUGUCCAAAAUGAUAAAUAAAAUACGGUAAUGGAAAUUCUCGGUCGAGUAAGUAAUGGGAAAAAUCCGAACAAUUGGUUCGAAAUGGGGAAGAUUAUUUGAAAAACAGAAAAAUCGCAACAACUCCCAUAAUAUGAAUAAUAUUGAAUCCAUUUUAACGUAUGAUAACUCGGAUUACCUAAUGCCGAAAAAUGUUUUCUAAAUACAUUUUUGAUACGACCAGCCAUAACUGCAUGGGUUCGAAAAAAAUUUUCACCGGACAAAAAAACGUAACUGCCUUAGUAGACACCUUAUCAAAUCUGUUUAAAUUGUUUGUAAUAAUAUCAUAAUUAUUUUCCAAAACUUUGUCUAAAACAAUGUUUGAUAAGAUGCUUGGUGAGAAGGAUAGAAAAAUAAUUCAAAAUUUUGUACCAUGAUCGCUAUUAAAUUCCUUCGUAUUUAUUUCAUACAUUUUAAAUAUUAUGUUCAAGAAUCGAUUAUAAUAUUUUUUGUUGACUAAGGAAGCCAUGUAUUUGAAAUUGCUUGUAGGACAGAACCCCACUUAUCUAAACACACGACCCUGUUUCCUCUUACGACGGCAGCACGCGCUAUUGUACUGAUAAGACACAUCUUUAACAGCUAUUUCCACGGAAACUGUAGAAGCAAUUGAGAUGGAGCUGCUUUUAAAAACUAAUUCAAUUCAUUGUGAACAUUUUUCUCGCUUUCGUCCCCCAUCUAUCUUUAAUAGAAAAAUUUUUUUCCGCGGGUCAACUUUUUUAUGUGUCAGUUUGUGAGAAAAUGCAUUUCAAUAUAUUAAAAAAAUUAUUUAAGUGAAACCUGUACAGUUUUUGUCUUAACAGUUGUUCGGUGGCGUCCUAAGGCAUUAAUUUACUAAUAAAAAAAAUCUGAAUGAAAUACACAGGUAGGUUUUCUUUUUUUGAUGUGAAACAUAUCGGAAUACUUCAAAACAGUUUGCAGCGAAUAAGUUAUGUUUUUUAAUUUUUUCGGACACUUAAAAUGUUGUUAAGUAUUCAAAAUAAGCAUUGCCUGAUGCGUAUUUUGAUUCUAUACAAUAUGAAAAAAAGCUUGAUCCAAAAAUUAAAAUAUUAAAUAUCGUUUGAUAUUUGGCAACAACGCACGAAGAAACAAGGACAGUGCUAACGGCAAUCAGCGUGUGUUAGAGAGAGAGAGAGAGAGAGAAUGCGCCCAUUUACUUCCAUACUGCAAUCUAAGAGUGGGAUGCUCUAUAGUACGUCACAGCUUUUGUGUUUGAGCUACCUAUUUUGUGUUUUACUACUUAAGACAAGAGUACCAAAAUAAAGUAGUGUUUUGAAAUGCA